Thermochaetoides thermophila DSM 1495 is the source of this 789-nucleotide messenger RNA. RefSeq lists its product as uncharacterized. NCBI's taxonomy places the organism in Eukaryota, Fungi, Ascomycota, Sordariomycetes, Sordariales, Chaetomiaceae. The transcript has 2 exons. The record is from RefSeq and is a predicted model, not a curated record. The coding region runs from base 1 to 789 and encodes 262 amino acids.
AUGACGUGCCAGCCUCAAGUCCACGAGAUAAGGGUUUUGUUUCACACAUCUCAAAAGCCAAGGACGAGAGAUCCAGAAGUGGAGGUUGCCAAUCACGAGGAGAAGCUUGUCCUCAAGGGUCAAGAAGUUGAAAAUCUGAACGCAAAGAUUCAGGAGCAAGACCAACACAUCUCCAGCCUGAAAAGGGACAUCCAGAGCCUGAAGGAUAUGCUGCAGAGCAACGCCAACACUAUCAGGGAGUUUGCAGAUCUCAGACUUAACGUUAUAGAAAAGUCCCCAGAGAUUGAGUUACUCAGCAGUCUUCAACAACAAAGCAAGGCCCUUCAUCAGGAACUUGAGCAGACGCGACAGCAUGUGCAACAACUCGAAAAGUACAACGAGACCCUUAACCGGCUAUACGACUUGACUACAGAAAUUAUCAAACUCUUGGAGCAGGGGAAGGAAGCAUUGUGUGAACGCUAUAAUCGAGCCAUUCAGCAGCUUGAGAAAAUGCAGCACGAUAUCAAUCUGCUCUGUGAUAGAUACAGCAUUGAAGAACAUGGGACAAGAGAGCCGGGGACCACAAACAAGAGGGUGGCAGGGGAGUCCAACCAGGAUAAUCAAGAAGUUCAUGAAUUGUUGGAACGAAAUAAAGCCCUACAAGAUGCGCUGGAGAAGAUGACAAAGAGUAAUAAAGAACUGUUGGCUGAAACUCAGAAGCUUCGUCGGGAUCUUUCUCGGAAAAAUGAAGAACUCUUAAGGGAGCAAGAGAAAGGCAGAAACAGCGAAACUGCCUUCAUCAAUAACUGA